Molecule: messenger RNA, 3853 nt
Organism: Anthonomus grandis grandis
Lineage: Eukaryota; Metazoa; Arthropoda; Insecta; Coleoptera; Curculionidae
Exons: 10
Coding region: 163-3066 (967 amino acids)
Source: RefSeq, a predicted model, not a curated record
CAAAAUAAUGAAAAUUUAUCUGUAAAGAAGGUUAUGGUUAUAGAUAAAAAUAAUUUCAAUAAUAAUUAAAUAUUGUCUAUAAUAUAGAUAUAUGAAAAUCUACUGUAACAUAUUAUUUUGGUUUAGUGUACUGUGUGUUAUUUGGUUUUUAAAUGCUCAAAGAUGGAUUUACAAGAAGAUGUUUAUCGACUAAAAGAGAUGCUUCCAAAUGUUGAUCAGAAAACUAUUGUUUCUAGUUUAUCAAAAAAUAAUAAUCACGCAUUAGAGACCCUACGUGAUUUUAUGCUAAGAGAUAUAAGUGAUAUGGGUGCUGUCCAACAAGGGGAUAAAUCUAAUGCUGAUUAUAUGUGUGUUAGGCAUUUCUUACCGAAUAUUUCAGAAGCCCGUAUAAAAGAAGUUUUGGAUGUCGUCGGAAAUAUACCCAAUCGCGUGUACAUAGCUGUGAAAAUUAUUGUUUUUCUCCUUGAUGGUAAAGAAAAUCAAAGUCAAGAAGGAGUUGGAAAUAUGGCGGUGAAACUGGACCUAGCUGAAACUGCAACACGCGGAUUGGAUUUGGAUGAAACAAAUAAUUUGACACAGAUAAACACAGGACUCAAACAUGGGCUUAAAAGGAACACAGAUAUUAAUAGUAAUACUAGUCAGACAAUGGAUCCUUCUACUUCAACCCACCAAGAACCUUUACCCACCAAAAAACUAAAACUUCGAGAUAUUGCCUUUGAUCGUACGGACGCCAGUGAUAUUAUUUCGCGCGGUCAUAUUAUAGAAGACAUUACCAAUAAUGUGCCUAAAAAUUUAAUAGUAGAUCAACCUGAAGCCAAAGUUUUGCCAAAUCCUUCGGAUCCCUUUGACUUUCUCGAGUUUAACCGGGACGAAAUUAUUUUACCCCUCAAUAAUGCAAAAGAAAAUCCGGAAUCUGUGGACUUAGAUGACAUACUUAAAGACUUGAAUACUUCCUCCCCUGAACCGGUAAUGCAGUUUACACCACCAAACAGCACUGAACCUUCAACAAUAACAGAGACUACAACUUCUGUCCGACCGAUAGUGGCCCCUCCAAAACUUGUUAUUGCAGAUACAUCUAAUAAAUCUAGACGUCAAGUAAUUAAAACUCUCAAUCCUAUACAGUCAACCUCUACAUGGGUAGUUCCGCCGAUGCCAUCAACUUCUUCUUCUUCCCAAGUUUCUGCGCUUAAUAUAAUGUCUUUUCAACCGCAUGUAGAUAAGCAGCUGACGAACAAAGUAAAGGAAAUGUUUCCGCUAGCCUUACCGGAAUAUAUAAGUCAGGUGUGUGCCGGUCGAACACUCAACGCUCAAACCUUUAACGAAGUUGUGGAUAUCAUUUUGAGUACUGAUUAUCCGACUAGACCAAAGAAAGAACCAAGUCCUGAUAGGGAAUGUGAUCCUGAGGAGCAGUUAGCUAUGCUACAAAGCUUAUUACCAGAUGCGGAUCCGAACUAUUUAAGAUUGCAAAUAGAUCAGAUUGGGAUGGAUCAAGAGAGGUUAGGUACGUUCGUAGACCAAGCAAUAGUAAAAAAAGAUUAUCCUACUAAGAAAGAAGCCGAAAUAAAGCAACAAUUGUCUGCUCAGCAGAGCCAAUAUACCACUGAUUUCAACGUAGAUAGAUUUCUAGAAAUUUUUCCUGAUCCAAAAUCAGUUUUUGAGGAUGCGGACCGUAAACCAACUGCCAAUAAGGGAUCAACUGUGGAUAAGGCUUAUAUUGUCUACGUCGUUCGUAUAAUUUUUAACGACUUAUAUGCUACAGAUCUUCAUAAGCAAUUAGCUAAAGUUAACCUCAGCAGCUGCAAUAUGUACAACUUAAUGAAAACUAUCGAGGCUUUUCGAACUACUGCUUUGAGGAAAGUGAUAAAAAAAUCUACUGUGGACUCCCGCUAUCGUCCGCUGUGUCCGAAUAUACCUCUACUACAAGAGUGUGCCUAUUUCGAACAUAAAACUGAAAUCUUAAAACGUCUAGAAGCAAAACGACAGCAAUUGGAGCAGAGUAGAGCCAACGCCAAAGAACUUGGUUUGUUGGAAACUUGUGGAUGCUGUUAUGAUGAUGAAGUGAUGCCUCAAGAUAUUUUAACUUGUCCAUCAGGCUGUAGAUUCUGUAGAGACUGUAUUCGGAGAAGUGCGGAGGUCGCUUUUGGUGACGGAAAGCUGGAUAUUAUAUGUUUUACACCCAAUUGCGAUCAAGAGUUUAGUUUGCAGGUGUUACAAAAUGUUCUUACUCCGAAACUAUUUUCCAAACUGGCUCAAAAGAAAGCACUGGCCGAAGUUAAAGCAGCCGGUAUUGAAGAUUUAGAGACCUGUCCAUUUUGCGACUUUGCAAAUAUUCCUACUCCGGAGGAUAAAAUAUUUAGAUGUUUAAACCCUGACUGUAUGAAGGAAUCGUGUAGAGCAUGCAAAGAGCCGUCUCACUUACCGCUGAGUUGUAAUGAAGUGGAAAAGGAUGAAGACGUCAAAAAUAGAAUAUAUAUUGAAAACAAGAUGACUGAGGCUCUAAUAAGACAGUGUUAUAAAUGCAGCGCCAAAUUUAUAAAGGAGGAGGGUUGCAACAAAAUGACGUGCUCUUGCGGAGCAAUUAUGUGUUAUAUUUGUAGACAACCGGUACUUAAUGGGUACAAACAUUUUAAUGGUCAAGGCGGUGACAGGUAUGACUUAUGCCCGCUUUAUACAGAUAAUUUUACCGUAAAUGAGAAAAAUGUCCUUCAAGCAGCAGAAAUGGCCAAAAAAGAGAUUGAUCCGAAGAAACUAAAACAUGAUCCUACUGCUGACCUGGAGACACAUUUUAAAGAAAAAAUUCAAGAACACCAAAAAAGCGAAACUCACAGACAUGCAAAUAUACCGGGGCAACAUGGUAGACAUCAUGGUGCAAUGCCUAAUUUAGUUUUUCAUGCUCAUUUGGCACGGCAACGCCAACAUCCGCCUCAUCAUCGCCGAGGAGCUCGUCAUCACCAUUUUCUUGAAAAUCCUGAAGUUCAAAACGCUUUAAUCGAAAUUAGGCGCAGAGCAAAUCAACAACGACAAUUGCUAAAUGAUGUCCAAAGAGAACACGAAUAUGAUUUGUAGCAUUAUAUCAUAGAUUUUUCAUUUAUGUUAAAAAAACAUUGGAAAGACCUUUGAGACUUAAUAGAUAAUUAUUUUUGUUGUGAUACAAAAACAAUUAUUUAUUAUUGUUCUUGUACCAACAAUAACAAUAAUAAAUAAGAUUAAUAGUAUAACAUUGAGUAAGGCUUUAUAUAAUCUAAUAAAGGAAGAACAAAUCUUUUAAUGUGCUGUGAGGGAAUGAAUGUAUCUUUCUUGAUAUUCAAGUUAUAACCGGCUUGGUCUGACCAGUUAUGUCUUUUAAUAAAUAGUACAGCAAAUAAAAUUAUAAAUGUCAAAAAUAUCAGUGCAUACAAAAAGAGAUAUAAAUUAAACAUAGCUUUUGUUUUUUUUUUUAUUUUUUUUAUUGAUAAAUUAAUGUUAUUGUAGGUUUCCUGUAGUUUUUCAGUUACAAAAAAAAGUAAUACAACAAAACUAAAGUAAGGUUAAUUAAGUCUCAAGGUACUUAGAAAAGUUUUAACUGUUUAUGAACGCCAUUACAGCUUUGUUAAAUUAAUAUUGUUUUUGUACGAUUUAUUUUGAUGUGAUGUAAUUUUAAAAUAAUUAAUGAUUACCUCACUAAUUUGUUAUUUAAUUACUUUCAAGUUUGUUCGCUAAGAACCUAUGUUCACUAAAACAUGGAGCGCAACUACAAUUGGAAAACUUCCUAGUUUUUUGUUUGUUUAUGUUUUAUUCUCCUAGGCUAGGUACUUGUUGUAUUUAAGAAUAAUGUAUAUUUCCUUAUAUUUUAUAAACUAAAUUUUUUUAGAUA